CUUACCUCUUACCCUCGACGACCAUGCCAGUUCUGUGAAUGGGAUUUAUUAUACUUGGUCUUCGAAUUUUCGUCACACUUGUCGUCAUGAUCAUUGACGAUGUCUAGCCAGUGCAAGCCGAACCGGGCACAGUUGAAGAGACGUUGAAAGUUUACACUCGUUUCUACUUGUAUUGUCUCAACUCACUGCGACACUACAGAAACUGCAGGACGUGUAAAUGCUCUAAACCAAUCACAAUUUUCAGAUGGUGGAAAAGAGGGAGUGUAAUCAGAAGUCAGCUUCAAUCCGCUUCAGCUAUCAACUGGUAUACUUCGGCGGGGGAAUAAACGCAAGAUGAUCAGGAUUAACAUAUACUCGAACCUCGUCGACAUGGACCACUCGGAUGCCUUUAGAUCGAUGUCGCUGUGUGAUAGCGCGCAAAAUCUAUACCAAGGUCGGAGAUAACAAUAACAGAACAUUUACUUUAUUCUCUUAUUGUGGUCAUGGUCCAAGCUUCAAGCCAAAGCGUUGCCACAAAGACACAUAUAUAAGAGAUCGGAUUCUCCGAGGACUCCGGCCUCUUCACAUCCCUCAGAAUCAUUUCUGCCACCAUGUCCAAUCCAAAUCGUUUCGCAAGCUCUACUUCACUAUGGGACCUUCACGAUGCCCCGCGAAUGUCAAGACCAAGCUCGUUCGAUGAACACCAACACCUCGCAUUUCAUCAUCUACAGCAGGCGCAGUUUCUGUUCGCGACACUGCUAAAGGAUUACCCUGACGAGGUAUCUUCACCUGUCAAGGCACUUGUAAAAGACGUCCUUGGAGAAAUCCCUCUCGAAAUACAGUCCAUUCAACCAUACAUGGCAAAGCUGUUAUACAAAAUGGUCCACAAAGCAUGGCGAGUGAAUCAGAGAGUGUGUAGGGGCCCCUUUUCAACUCACGCCACCUUUAAUAGCGUCCAUCCCAUAAAGGUUAUUGAAUGCAUAAACCCUGGUGCACCCUCUUCCUCUCCCGUUGUUGCGCAACGCGGUGGGGCCCAGUACGAGGAGAUAGAACAAUUGGGAAUACCUGGAUCCAACAACUUUCCACACGAAGGACGCCCCGUUACUCUCACUCGACGAAAGGAGAAGUCGAUCCCUGGCAGGCCCUUGGUUGACCUCCCCUUCGUUGUCAAGUUUACUCCAGAUCCUGGUGUCUGUCCUGAACAAGAACCUGUUGAGCUACGUGUCAAGCUUACAGAAAGUUCCAACCCCACACGUGCCACCACGCCAAAUGUGGUUUCAGUCACCUCUGUAGACGCUUCCACUUCUUCCAAUCCUUCUACUGCCGGCCCCUCAGAGACUGCGGCUCGGAGAGGCUCCGCUUCGACUUCACACCAUAGUUCGGCAAAGGCUGAUGGUGAUCAAGAAACGAAACAGAAAUCAAGUACAGCUCACGUCUGGAAGAACCCCGGCUGGCACGAACUUGUACGCAAACUUCCUGACCUCAGAUAUACACUUACCCCUCCUCCCGAAUCGGAUCGUGCGUCUAUACCUCCUGACGUACUUCCAGGCAAUGAGCACCUUCCUCCUCCGCGUCCGAGAGAGGGACGUCCUCUACGCCGCGAGAACGCGUUUUCUGGUCCCUCUCACCCUGAAAUCUUCUGGGACAAGUCGUGGGGUCCAAAGCCAUCGACUUCCCGGGCUGUCACAGGGGUUGGUCAGUCCAGGAAUAAGCUCCCUUCUCUGAAUUUUGGCAAUAGUCGAGGAAAAGAGAGCAGGCGUUUGAAUUCAGAGGUCGAGAGGUGUCUGACGGAGAGGGGCGAGGAUCGACAUUCCAGCGCUAGUGGCACGCCAACGAUGACAAUGACGAUGGAGGUGGAUGGUAUCUCAGACAUUGGCAUUUCCGGAUCUUCACCAGAACCUUCGGCGUCAAUAUCACGAGGCCCUUCUCCGUGCCCCAGCCCCACGGCGGACGCCAGAACCUCAUCCAAUCUACGGGGCACGCUGAGAAGGGGUCUGAAUGUCGCUUACAAAGCAUUUGGACUAGAGACUAGAUAACUUAGAACCCGUUGUCCGUGUCUAUCGGGAUCGCUUUCAAUUUUCAUUUGUACGUC
Messenger RNA from Marasmius oreades (fairy-ring Marasmius), 2071 nucleotides. RefSeq lists its product as uncharacterized. The transcript has 2 exons. The record is from RefSeq and is a predicted model, not a curated record. NCBI's taxonomy places the organism in Eukaryota, Fungi, Basidiomycota, Agaricomycetes, Agaricales, Marasmiaceae. Bases 591 to 2015 code for a protein of 474 amino acids.